Messenger RNA from Emys orbicularis (European pond turtle), 1486 nucleotides. It is a transcript of the gene RAB29, whose product is annotated as RAB29, member RAS oncogene family. Gene Ontology annotation, molecular function: GTPase activity; GTP binding. Bases 743 to 1360 code for a protein of 205 amino acids. Gene Ontology annotation, biological process: phagosome-lysosome fusion; endosome to lysosome transport. NCBI's taxonomy places the organism in Eukaryota, Metazoa, Chordata, Testudines, Emydidae. The transcript has 5 exons. The record is from RefSeq and is a predicted model, not a curated record. Gene Ontology annotation, cellular component: phagocytic vesicle; trans-Golgi network; lysosome.
CUGAAGGAGGAGCAGCUUCUGCUCUGUCCCACUAGGCGGAAGCAGGGCUCGGUCUUUACCUCCAUCAUCCCUAGUAGUAAGCAGGGGAAACAACCAUUGCGUAGUGUGGGGAAGCUUUCCCCCCAACCUGUGUGAUGAGUGUUGCAGGGCUCAGCUGUCCCUCCAGUGCAAUUGCAUGAAGACUGAAAUUCCAGGAAACGUUCUGGGUUUGGCUGUUGAUUUAUUUUAUGUUAUUCUCCUUCAUCCUGUGGAUAAUUCUUCUUUGGGACUAGUUAUUUUUUAACUUGCUUUCCCUGCAAACCAAACAGAGGGGCGUGCGUCUGCAAGAGGGAGCAGAAGUUAUUAAGAAGCUAGAUCUGUCUCUCUGAGUGAGCGAUACAGAGAAGGCCAUGUCUGCAGGAGGAAGUAGAAAGUUAUGUACUGUAGCUAGGUAAUGGUGUGCCCCUCUCUCUAAGUGAAGGGCAUUCUGUACAAAACACUGCAUCUCCAGGGAAGAGCAGAAAGUUAUACAGAAACUAGACCACACUGUCUGCGUGUGUUGUGCAGAGCAGAUCAUGGCUGUGAGAGGGGAAAUAAGUAUUUACAAACUUUGGCUAGCACAUGCAUGUUCACUUCUGUAAGAGUUUUCCACAUGAGAAAGUGGUUUUUGGUUCCCCCACCUCCCUUGAGUUACGUGUGCUCAGAUUAGACUAAAGAUGCUUGAAUAAUAAAGAGAGGGUGGUUGUGUUUGCUUGGUAUAAAAAUGGGGCAUAAUGACCAUAUGUUUAAAGUUCUCAUUAUUGGAGAUGCCACGGUUGGGAAGACGUCGCUGGUCCAGCGAUAUGCCAACGACAGCUUCAACAAGCACUACAAAUCCACCGUGGGAGUGGAUUUUGCUCUGAAGGUGGUACAGUGGUCAGAGUCCGAGACGGUACGACUUCAGUUAUGGGAUAUCGCAGGGCAGGAACGCUUCACAUCCAUGACCCGGCUGUACUACAGAGAGGCAUCGGCCUGCAUUAUCAUGUUUGAUGUCACUAACUUCAGCACAUUCAGCAACAGCCAGAGGUGGAAGCAGGAUUUGGACAGCAAGCUCACGCUGCCAGAUGGAAGCCCGGUGCCCUGCUUGCUGCUGGCUAAUAAGUGCGACCUUUCCUCAUGGGCGGUGACCAGGGAAGAGAUUGAUCGGUUCAGCAAAGGGAACGGUUUCUCUGGCUGGACUGAAACAUCUGUCAAGGAAAACAAGAAUAUUAACGAGUCUAUGAGAGUCCUUAUUGAAAAGAUGAUGGCGUCGUCCACGGGUGAUGGAGACCUCUCUGUUUCUGGCCGCGGGGAUUAUAUUAACAUAAAAGAUGCUUCCCCACCUGGCUGGGGGUGCUGUUAGCUAUGCUCCCUUCUCCGUCUGCGUCAGAGCAAAAGGGAAUGUCUUUUUCACUGAUAUUGGCUGUAUUAAGUGAUGAAUUGUCUCCUGUUCAGCACACACUGACUCUCAGUAAAGCAUUGCUGUCAA